Messenger RNA from Daucus carota subsp. sativus, 2136 nucleotides. RefSeq lists its product as uncharacterized. The transcript is spliced from 2 exons. The coding region runs from base 4 to 1992 and encodes 662 amino acids. NCBI's taxonomy places the organism in Eukaryota, Viridiplantae, Streptophyta, Magnoliopsida, Apiales, Apiaceae. The record is from RefSeq and is a predicted model, not a curated record.
CACAUGGCAUUCAUUGAGCACAGGCAUCCUCUCAUUCUGAAUGAGAAAUACUAUGGUGCCGAAGGCGAUGUUUGCUACAUCUGCAAGGAUGCACUACACUCUCGGCUCAUGCACUCCAUUUAUCGUUGCUGCAAUAGCAACAUUAGCGACAGCAGUAGCUCAGGCGAUGAUAUCAAGCCUUUUUUCAGUAGCCAGAUGGUCAAGAAGAGCCUAGGAAAUACAGAGUUCUGUGUCCGGAUUACUGAAAAUGAAAUAGAUUGCUCCAAGUUGUUUAUUCACAGAAGCUGUGCAGAGUUGGCUUUAACAAUUUCAAACUACCAUAUGCACCCACACCAUACUAUUUUCCUCAAGUCUGAGAUGAGGGCGAGUUGCAACAUUUGUAGUCAGGGGCUAACAGGCCUACUCGGCUAUACUUGUCGAGAAUGUUGGUAUUACUUUUGUGUAAAAUGUGUUACAUCUCCGCGUGUUCAUCAUCCAGGGCACAAUCAGCAUGAACUAACGUUAGUCCAGCAUCCAGCAUCGUUUCGUUGCUAUGCUUGCCAAGAUGAUCUUUACCCGCCUUCCUCUUCAUGUCAAUGCACCAUAUGUCCGUUUUGGAUUCACUUGAAGUGUGCUCAGUUACCUUCUCUUCUUAAAUAUAAAUUUCAUAGACAUCCCCUGCUCUUGUCCUAUUCUCUUCCGCAACAGUAUCUAAGGUUUCGUCACUACUGCUCAAUCUGCCAUGCCACCUUGAGCCCAACCCAGUGGCUCUAUCACUGUGCCAAUUGCAGAUUUCUGGCACAUAUCAGUUGCGCUACGUCAACAACAAAGACUUCUCAGAGAUUGAGCUCAUCUGAUGAUGAAUACAAAAAUCUGGUGCACUUGCCUAUGCCAGAUGAAACAUCAGUAAACUUAUUGCGGCAGUUAUUCAUAGAAAAGAUGAUCAGUAAUCAUAAUGCAUCAAAUGACACGGAUUCUUCAUUUGCUUCUUCUAGUAGCAUAAAAGGCGCAGCCCGUGAAAAUGUGCUGAUCAAUCAUUGGUCUCAUGAACACCACACACUUGUCAUGAUAAACAAACAUGAUGCAGCUGACGAUCACCUUAUUGUCAGAGAUAAUAAUGGUGAUAAUAGUAUAGUAUGUGACGGAUGCACCAAACCAAUCUAUGCAACUGAAGUAUCUUAUGCAUGUCAUCUGUGUAAAUAUUUUCUCCACAGGUAUUGCGCGAAGAUGCCAAAGCAACUGCAAUCUACGCGUUACCAAGACGGCCUAAUGUUGCCUGACAUCUCAUCUUACUUUUUCUUCAUUUGCAACGGAUGCAAAUUUCCUAGCAGUGGCAUGCGAAUGAUGACUGAAAAAGGCGAUUUCCAGCUAGACAUCGGAUGUGCAUCGCUCCCUCGAAGCAUCAAACAUGAAGCUCAUCACCACCCCCUUACACAACAUGAAAGUGGUCUUAAUAAAGAGUGCACAGCGUGCUUAAGAGAUAUAGACGACUAUGAAAUCGUAUUUGGCUGUGACAAAUGCCGAUUCUAUCUCCACGGAAGAUGUGCCCUUAAGCCAUACAAAAUUAUCCACCGUUGGGACCGUGAUCACCCCCUUUCCUUGAAUCUAAAUCUCGACAACAUUGAAGAUCAUCCUCAUGACUUCAAUUGUGAAUAUUGCUCCGAAGACAUCGACCCGAGCGCCUGGUUCUAUCACUGCCGUUAUUGUGACAUAUCAUUUCAUAUCCACUGCAUUGAUUUAUUUUACAGGUAUUCACAUAUAAAGUUCGGGAUAUCGGUUGACAUUGAUCACCAGCUGCAUGAGCAUAGUCUCACAGUUGUUCUCAAUGAAAGGAAGCGUUGCUGCGGAAUAUGCCAUCGGCAGCUCUGUAAUCCACUCUCGUAUGCUGCACCAGUCCUCGAAUGUGAGACCUGCAAUUUCAUUAUUUGCAUGUCUUGCGUUCACCCUCAAUACAUACAGAGCGGAUCUAGCAUGGUAUUUUUAGAGGGCACCGAGCAAAUUUUUGAAAAAUAGAUAUUAUGUAUUUUCAAACUCUUUUCCGAACAUUUUUAUAAUUUCAUAAAAUUUAGAAUUAUGUAAAAUUGUCGAAAUAUUUUAAAAGAGAACACGUUUCCGGUGUCACUUUAUGGAUCUGCCCUGUUGGAAUGAAAAUUCAUA